Molecule: messenger RNA, 1911 nt
Organism: Cyphellophora attinorum
Lineage: Eukaryota; Fungi; Ascomycota; Eurotiomycetes; Chaetothyriales; Cyphellophoraceae
Product: DNA polymerase lambda
Exons: 1
Coding region: 1-1911 (636 amino acids)
Biological process (GO): double-strand break repair via nonhomologous end joining
Cellular component (GO): nucleus
Molecular function (GO): DNA-directed DNA polymerase activity; DNA binding
Source: RefSeq, a predicted model, not a curated record
AUGGCGUCACAGCGACGCAAAGCACGGGAGGAGUUCUUCGAUAGGCUGGAUCAGCUGGACGAUCUCAGCGACUCCGAGACCCAGCUCGAUACAUCCUCUGGCGCAAAGGACGCCCUGAGACCUGAUUCAACGCGAAGGUCAACCCGCUCUAAAUCUGUCAAACCGUCUCUGCAGAAAGCUGCCUCGAGCCCGCAGGUUCUCACCGCGCCGGUCCCGCCCGUGACCUUACUGCCUGCAGCAAGUGCACCUGGACGACCAACAGCAAGCCUGAAGCGCGCUCGCUCAGAUGCUGUACCACCAUCAUCUAAGCUGAAGCGCAAUGCUAAACGCAAGCAGGAGACUGUUGUGCCAGCUCAAGCCCUCAUUUUCCCGCCAGAGAUGUGCUUCCUCUUCGUUCCAAACCGUGGCCUCACAAGUCUGCAGCAAAGUCAAAUCGACGAAGCCGAGAAGCAUGGUGCCCGCCUCGCAGCGGAGUUCUCCAAGAAUGUAACACACAUUGUUGUGGACUCCAAUUGGACUCUGAGCCAGGCGCUGGAAGAGCUGCCGGACAAGUGCCACCCUACUGGUAUAACCAUGGUCAACUGGACUUGGGUUGUUGAAUCAUUGCUUUAUGGUCUGCGAGAUUCAGAUCAGCAUAGGUUCCGCGUGAAAGGAGCGACAGGUACUACUAGUCUUCACCAAACCAGUUCAACAGACAAAAGACCAGCACCUAGCACCGAUCACGACCUCAUGGUCGCCGAACCCAAACAGCGAAACGUGGGACAAACGACCCCGCAAAAGAAUGGCCGGGCAGCUAGUGAAGCCGACCCCGAGCUGUCGCGGAACGAGACCGACAAAAAUGCUCAGACAGACGACCAAGACGAACUCGAUCUGUUGCAGAAGGAGAUGGACAAGAACGAUCCCGCCAUUGAGGAUCUCAUGGAGCAUGAUCCAUCCUCCAAGUUUGAGGGCAACUAUGUGAUCGAGCAGUCCUCAAACGGCAACCUUGAGCACGGCAGCUUUUCGUGUAUGAACAAGAACGAGCGCAAUCGAUCUUCUUCCAAUCCCAAUCAAGUCACUAUUCGUCUACUGAAUCAAAUGGCGGAGAUUUACGAUGCGAAUACUGCCGACCAGUGGCGAGCAAGAGCAUUCAAGCAAGCCGCUUCUGCUCUUGCAAGACAGAAGGAAUUGGUGGCUACCGAGGAGCAGGCAGCAAAGAUACGAGGCAUUGGCGCGAGCAUCGCACCGAAGAUCGAGGAAAUCGUCACAAAAGGCAGACUGGCCCGACUUGAUGAGGCUAACAACGAUCCGCUCCACAAGACACGUGUUCUGUUUUCCCGGGUGUAUGGGGUUGGUGGUGCACAAGCAGCCGCUUGGGUCGCCGCCGGUUAUACAACACUCGAUGACCUGAAGCGGUACGUUGGUCUUACCCCAAAUCAACGCAUAGGGAUUGAGCAUUUCGACGACUUCGAGACUCGCAUUCCACGGGCGGAAGUCGUGCAGCACGGCCUUAUCGUUGACCAUGCGCUCAAACAGACCGACCAAGAGCUCAAAAUGUACAUUGGAGGUUCAUUCCGACGGGGCAGCCCAGACUCCGGUGACAUAGACAUCCUCAUCACAAAGGAGGGCGCUGGAAUGGAGCAGAUUCAGACGGUUGUGAUGGAUACACUCAUUCCUCAGCUCAAGCAACAGGGCUUCAUAGUAGCCGAGCUUGCCUCAGGCCACUGGACCGACAAAGAAACUCCUUCCAAAUGGAUGGGUGCUUCAGUCUUGCCGGGACAGUCCAUAUGGCGGCGUCUGGAUAUCCUGUUCGUGCCAUGGGAAGAACUCGGUGCGGCACUGAUCUACUGGACUGGCAAUGAUUUCUUCAACAGAAGCCUCCGUCUACUGGCAAGUCGUAAGAAGAUGCGGCUGAAUCAGCAUGGCUUGUAA